AUGGCAAACAGCGAUCUCAGUAUCAUUCUGCCUCUGUUGGGCGUCGCCUGCUGGCUAAUGCUUAGGACCAAGCGGUUUAAUCGCAUUUACCCUCCUGGCCCUCCAAGUUGGCCUUUAAUUGGCAAUUUGUUUAGACUUCCGGCAAAACAUCCAUGGCUUCGUUUCACUGAAUGGAAGGAAACAUAUGGGAGACUGGUCUAUCUCCACGGGCCAGGUGUCUCUAUCCUACUCCUUAACGAUGUGGAAUUAGUGGCCGAGUUAUUCGAGAAACGGCCAGGCAUUUAUUCAGAUAGGCCGCGCUUCACCGUUGCUGGAGACUUACUGGAGCUUGACAAGUUGAUGCCUUUACGCAUGCACGACCACGGCUGGAAGCUUCAACGCAAGUUAUCACGGACCGCUAUGAGUCUUGACGCUGUCAAAAAGUACCACCCUUUGCUAGAGGACAUUGCAGCCCUGCUUGGUGAAUCGUUACGAGAAGACCCGGACGCCUUUGAGCAUCAUACUCGACUUGCCGUCAGCCGCGUGAUUCUCGCAGUAACUUAUAGAAUCCCAGUAGCAACAUCCGACAACGAGCAUGUGGUACUAGCUGAAGAGGCGAUGAAGGUGAUCUCAAAAGCCACGAACCCUGGCGCAUACCUAGCAGAUCUCUUUCCCAUUCUCAAGCAACCCCACGCUUUGUGGUUUCGUAACGAGAUUCAACGCGACAAACGUAUUGUGCAAGACUCGCUGAACAAACCGUUCGAUCACGUCAAGAAAGCGAUUGCCGAAGGCAGCGCCCUACCCUCGCUUGCUAAAAAACUGCUUGUUCAUGAAGAUGAUAAAGAAUUUGUCGAUCGGCACGAAUACGAAGACACUGUCAAAUGGUUGACGGGCUCACUCUAUCUGGCGUUGCAGGUCAAUGCCGUCGUACUAACGACACUACUCGCUAUGGCGAUGAAUCCAGACAAGCAAGCCCGUGCACAGGAGGAGAUAGAUACUGUUGUUGGCACGCACCGGGUGCCGACAUUAGGUGAUAAAGGGUCUUUGCCCUAUGUGGAGGCUUUUAUCAAGGAAGCCACGCGAUGGCAACCCCCUGUACCUCUCAGUCUCGGUCGCCAGACUUCGCGUGAUGAUGUGUGGGAAGGCUACUUCAUUCCAGCCGGCACUAUUGUCUUCCCGAAUAUCUGGGCAAUAUCGAGAGACGGCGGAGGAAAAUAUCCUGCCAAAGAGUUCCUACCAGAACGCUUCCUGGAUUCGGAUCCUCCUCUAGAUCCGAAUAGUUACACAUUCGGUUCUGGUCGUAGAAUUUGUCCUGGGAAUAUACUCGCCGAGCACUCUGUGUUCAUUUUCGUCGCUUCUAUUUUGGCCGCUUUCGACGUAUCCCCGGAAACAGACGAUAACGGAAACCCUAUUGCGUACAACCCUCAAUUCUCGUCCGGCCUCAUUAGCUUUCCUGAGGAUUUCAAGUGCAAGAUUCAACUACGAUCUGCAGAACGGGGCGUACAGGUUCGCGAUAGGGCUGCUGCCGUGGCAUCGUACAUAACAUGA
This is a messenger RNA of Pleurotus ostreatus (oyster mushroom), 1527 nucleotides long. RefSeq lists its product as uncharacterized. Bases 1 to 1527 code for a protein of 508 amino acids. The record is from RefSeq and is a predicted model, not a curated record. NCBI's taxonomy places the organism in Eukaryota, Fungi, Basidiomycota, Agaricomycetes, Agaricales, Pleurotaceae. The transcript is spliced from 13 exons. Gene Ontology annotation, molecular function: iron ion binding; oxidoreductase activity, acting on paired donors, with incorporation or reduction of molecular oxygen; heme binding.